ACGGGUUUCCGGUCAAGAAACAACCAGAGCCCAGGAGGAUCUUGAACGAUGAUCUGCGGCCGUUUGCCACAUUCUGGCUCGAUGUGGUCGGGAAACUGAGAGGAAGCUGCCCCUAUGCCUGUCUAGAACGCAGAAUCUGACCUUAUUGCGUCAUAUAGGAGGCCUUAUCCCAGAGCUCGCAACACAUCCUCUAUGUUCCUACUUUGAGUAGGCAAAUGUCACUGUCGCGGAGCUCGUCGCGGAGGAACCUCACUGAGGACCAGCUUGCCAAUACAUGGCCAUACAUCACACGAGCCCAGGUGCGUGAGUUCAAGGAGGCGUUUGCCAUCUUCGACAAGGAUGGGGACGGUUCCAUCACGUGCAACGAACUAGGCAUGGUGAUGAAAUCCCUGGGGCAGAAACCGACAGACGCAGAGCUGCUGCAAAUGGUCAAGGAGGUGGAUGCGGAUCAGAACGGGGAGAUCGACUUCCCCGAGUUCCUCACCAUGAUGCUGCGCAAGAUGAACCAGGGAGAUCCCGAGAAAGAGCUCAUGGACGUCUUUCUGGUGUUUGACAAGGACAACAGCGGGACGAUCUCCCGAGACGAGCUGCGGUCGGCCAUGUACGUCAUUGGCGAGAAGCUCUCGGACGAGGAGAUCGACGAGGCCAUCAAGCUUGCAGACGCCAGUGGGGACGGAGAAGUCGACUACAACGAGUUUAUCCAGUUUGUCCUGUCAGAUUGA
Molecule: messenger RNA, 722 nt
Organism: Klebsormidium nitens
Lineage: Eukaryota; Viridiplantae; Streptophyta; Klebsormidiophyceae; Klebsormidiales; Klebsormidiaceae
Source: the annotation of a GenBank genome assembly